This is a messenger RNA of Centropristis striata (black sea bass), 3305 nucleotides long. RefSeq names its product collectrin, amino acid transport regulator (gene cltrn). The coding region runs from base 271 to 930 and encodes 219 amino acids. The record is from RefSeq and is a predicted model, not a curated record. Lineage: Eukaryota; Metazoa; Chordata; Actinopteri; Perciformes; Serranidae. The transcript is spliced from 6 exons.
GGAGGCUUGAACAAACAGUAGCACUUUCACUGCAGCACACACUUUACAGUUUCCAUGUUGUACAGUAAGGGCAGGCUGCCCACCUGACGGCCAUUUUUCUUUAAGCAAAAAAAAAAAGAGAGGGCUGGUUAGUUGAGGUGUGUCCUAGCUUAACCAUUAACCCCAGACAUUAUCCUGUGAAGCUCCUCUGCUGACCUCCUCAAAUCACUGAUCUCUGGGAGUUUCAGCCGAGUGACAUUUUAUCAUUUUGUUUCUUGUUCACUGGAAAAGAUGUUGGAAAAGAUCUUAGUCCUUCUUUGUUUGUCUUCUGCUUUGGCACAAGAGCUCUGUGAACCAGAUGCUUCAGAUGGCUACAAAGUCCGACUCAGCAUCAAAACCGCUCUGGGAGAUCAAGCUUACGUUUGGAAUAAAAAUGAAAUGUACCUUUUCCGAGCAACUCUGGCUUUUGCCAUGAGGACUCAAUCCAACGGACAGGAAUACGAUGUGUCAAACAUCAUUGUGUGUGAUGAGACGCCCAGAGUGUCCUUCUGGUUCGUGGUGACGUCACCGCAGAACAAUUUGCUCCUGGUUGCCAAAAAGGAGGUGGAGGAGGCUAUAAGAAAGUCCAGGAACCGCAUCAACAGUGCCUUUCUGCUGACCGAUAAAACUCUGGAGUUCGCCGGCAUCGAUCCCACCCUGGCAGCACCGGUCAGCUAUGACACCCCUCCAUGGCUGAUUGCGUUCGGGGUGGUUAUGGGCGCUGUAGGAGCUGGCAUCGUUGCACUGCUUGUAUCUUCUGUGAUCCAAAAGAAACGCAAAAAGAAUGAGAAAAGUGAAGACGAGGACGCUGAAGAAGAGACACGGGUAAAAACGGUGGAAAAUGGCGCUGCUUCGGGUGACGGUGUUUACAACAUGUCAUUCGCAGAUGAUGAGCGACUCACAACAAUGUAAAUCUAUAAAAACUCUUCCAUGUAAGCAGAAAGGUUAUUAAGCUUCUCCAGGUGGACUUUUGUUGCACUGUAAUAAUUAAUCUGCUAAAUCUUGUAAAUUGUAAUUGUUGUUUCACUGAUUUAAUCCAUUGCAAUAAUUUUGUCUCAAACUCUCAAAUGUAUGUUGCUUUUUGAUAAAAGCGACGUAAAAGCUAAAUGACAUCGUAGAAUUGUAGAUUUUUUUUAAAGCCUUUCUUUACUCCAAAUAAAUGCUAAUAACUACUUAUUAUACUGUAUAUGUAAAGACACAAUAAGUAGGAUUUUCUGAAAAAAAAAAUGUAUACAGUCAUACAAAAAUAAGUGUGUGGUAGCGUGCCCUUCCCUCUGCCUGUAUUUUCUCAUUUAUUUUCAUUGAUGUGUUCGGGACACUCCUGGGUAUGUAGAAGCUUGGGAAGCUUCGCUAAUUUAUCCUGUCUGGACAAAAAAACAUGAUGCCUACUAGCUAGCUAAACUGAAGUUUGCUUUGGGUGGGGAGGAGGAACUUUGAAUGUUGCAAUGGAAAAAUCCUACUCAUUGUGCCUUUAAAAUUUUUUCUUUUCUCUUUUUCUUUUUCUCUUUUUUUCUUUUAGCCAAACAUAAUUAGAUAGAAACCAGUAAGAGAAUGGUUCCAUAUAGAAAAGGGAUCAUCUGCAGCUCCUUUUAUGUGAUCGAAUCAAAAUGAGGUCCGUGAAAUUAUGAUACAAGAUAUCUGCUCCUGUUUUGUUUGUUGCCAUUCGAUUUCUGUCCCUAAAUUAAAUUCUAACUUUAAAAAAAAUAAAAUACAAUUAUUGUUUAAAUUAACAGUAGUUUAGCUCAUUAUGAUGAUGGUUGGACACCUUUAUAUGAGAUGACAGAAUGUCAUGCAUGUAUGCAGAUUUGUGUAAUCUAUCUGUGACAUUUGGUCCCCAUGUCGGCCUUAUUUGGUCAAUAUGGUUGUAAUAACACAUCGUGUUCAGGAGAUAUGACAUUUUUGUAAUAGCCAUGCUAUUUGUGGAGCUGUGUGGAAUAUCACAAAAUCUGAAAAAAACAUUUUUUUCUGGCUUGGUUCACAGAUACAAAGUGUGGUGAUAAUUGCUUAAAAUUUGUAAGAACAGUGCAGAAAAAAGGUUUGGGCACAAUUGACAAUGUAAACCCAUUUGCAGCAAUUAGAUGCUCAGAGUAACGGACGUAAUACGAAGGGUGCAGAGGACCACUCAGAAUGGGCAAGAGGAGAGAUUGAUGGUUCAAACAAACCCCAGACUUUGAACCAGGACACUGUGUGAAACUACGUCAGUGUUGUUAUUUGGAGUCAACCUGUGUAAUUAUAUCCAGUACUUUAAUGAGGAAGUUGUUUUUUAGCCCAACCCUGUUCUAUUACUCUAACCCUAGUCAGUAAAUCUAGUAUUGCCUGAAAUGAACUUUUUCCUGUGCACAGGAUGUCACAAUGCAUGUAACAAGCAGAUAGUGACACACUGUCCCUGACCCACCCAAAACCAAAAGGGAGUUGAUUUGUGUGUGUGUAUCAGACGCCAGGGGGCCGUGACAAAGCGUUAUUUUGUGACAAGUUGGGAUGAGAAUGCAUUGACAUUUGACACCGCACUCCCUUAGGUCCCCAGCAAAACACUCACCAAGUGUAAACUAGAUAAGAUGAAGGGCUCUCGAGAUAUUUGAAGGACAAACACACACACACACACACUCACACACACAGAUUCCUUGCUUAGUUGCAGCAUAAAGUGGAGGUGGGCACAACUGUGGGCUAGGAGAUAUAACAUUUAAUUACGGCUGGGCGAUAUGGACCAAAGCUCAUAUCCUGGUAUUUUUAGGCCGAAUGGCGAUAUAUGAUAUAUAUAUUGGGAUAUUAAACAAAACGUGCAAAGUGUUUAGUUUUAACUCAACCCCACAAGAAAUCGUCAUCAACCUGUUUUAACCUUCUACCUUUUGAAGCAAUUUCAUCAGAUUCAGAUGCUCUUCAUCUGCAAUCCAAAAUCCCUCCAAAUUACAGACCAUUGUUUUUUUUUCUUAGGAACUAGCUCUUGCUAGUGUGCAGAGGGGAGCAAACAAAUAGUGGUCAUAAGUUAAGGCAACAUCAAAAGGUAUUAUAUAUCGGUAUGACGGUAUUGUCUCAAUUACACAUCUCUUUCUAAAAUAUAUCGGUAUAAUAUAUCGGUAUAACUCGUAACACCGAUAUACCGCCCAGCCCUACGUUCAAUCACUAAUAAUCCAUUCUGUUUCUCAAUUGACAUAUUAACGAUUAUUGCUCUCAUACACACCUUUACAACCUGUGGCCCACAUAAAAAAAUAUGUAUAUGAUGUAAAUAUUUCAUAUUGUCAGACUUUUCAGAAAAAUAAAUAAAUCUGACUCUUGGAUGAGAAAAAGUU